GUGAAUGAUCGGCAAAUAUCGGCGUGUUAAAGUUUGGCCAAUGAAAGCAUUGCUGUCGGACAAAGACAGGAAUGUUAUUUCCCUUAAGACCAGGUGGACUUAUAUAUAACAAGAGGGUCCUCUCCCCAUUCAUCGCAACCCCUCAACAUGCCAACCGACGCUUUUCACUGCCGAGUGUCCAUACGGAAAGACUCCAAGGAGAAGUGGUUUGUACGACGGUGGGAGAAAGAGAUUCUGAAGGCUUAGCAUUACUUAGCUUAAAAAUAUCACAACAAAACAACUGUAUUUGUAUGUGCUGUGUUUGGAAUUACUAUUGUAAAUAAAUAAUGAGAAUUCGAGUAGUGAGGAUAGAAAGUUAAUGGUGGAUAUAUUAAUGGAUUAAUAACUGUGAAAGUUAGUUGUGUGUGACGCUAUACAACAAUGAAAGUAGUUGUCAGCAAGGAUAUUCAAGGGAUGAAAGCGGUAGUUAUUUUCAUAUGUGAAAUUCAAGGGUUUUGAAUACAAACUUGAUUCUAACUAUUCUUACGACGCUAUUGAACAAAGUGGAUAGACGAUGAGUGCUUCUAUCGUUUGUUUAUUUUUUUUGCUUGCCAGUGGACUAACUUAUGCUGUGCCUAAUGAGGGUGUAUAUUUUGGAACGCAAAACCUUAUACUGACUGACAGGAACCCCAUACCAACGAAAUGUAUAUAUAAUACAUUUCAAAAAAUGUUACAAGCUAUGUGUGCUAAUCUUAAUUUCAAUCAACUUCCCCCGAGAUUACGGAAAGACACUCAGAUUUUAGAUUUCUCAGGAAAUAGAUUACGUGAUCUCAAGAAUGAUACACUUUCAUCAUUUACAAGUUUAUCAUUCAUAUACUUUACGGACAAUUUCUUCACAGACAUCGAAGAUGCAGCAUUUGUUAAUUUAAAGAAACUUGAAGUAUUGGAUUUAUCAAAAAAUGCAUUAAGCGACAUUCCUAAGAAUAUUUUUGCAUUGCCAGCCAUAAGAAUAAUAUAUUUAAGUGAAAAUAAACUGGGCGAUAAUGCUAUGGAUCCUACUCCAUUUGCUGAUGAAUCAACACUUCAAAUUCUGGAUGUCUCAAAAAAUCAUCUAACUAAGCUACCUCGAUUAGGAAUAUUACCUUAUCUGAAACGCUUAAAUGUUUCUAGAAAUUUAAUAACAAACUUGAAAACUGAAGAUAUAGCAGCUUUCUGCACUCUGAAAGUUCUUGAUCUCUCACAUAAUCCAAUCAUUUUUACUGACCAUUGCGAGUGUCAAGCAAUCAAUGCAUGGAUUGUAGCUCGAAAUAUAACCAUGUUUCCACCAAAAUUCAACUGCACUGAUGAAAAACGGAGUGAUGGAUUAAGAACACCUUGGUGUACUCGUCAACCCGUUAAUGAAUUAGUGUCAAAUGAAACUCUCAAGAUAUAUGAUAAUUGUAAAAAUGUUCUUAAGAUACAAGAACAAACGGUUAAAGCAAGAUCUACAUGGAUUCUUGUGGUAUCUUGUAUUGCAGCAUUUCUCAUGUGUUUAUUUAUUAUUCUUUAUUGUAUUCAUAGGCACAAUAAGAAAAAAAAGUCAGUAAAUAUUAAACGAGAUUUAGUAAUUAAUCGUGCCGAUGAUGGAUUACUUAAAGGAAAUAAUGUUACUGAACCAGCAGAAUAAUUAAAUUUCUUAAUUUCUAUCUUAGUUUCAAUUUUAAUUUUAUGAAUCCUUUGUACAAAUUCAUAAUAAGCUUAUUUAUUAUUAUUUAAUAUAAAAAAUUUAUAUUUACGUAAAAUUGUAAUAUGUGUGGUAUGUAUACGC
Messenger RNA from Chelonus insularis, 1786 nucleotides. It is a transcript of the gene Lapsyn, whose product is annotated as trophoblast glycoprotein-like. Lineage: Eukaryota; Metazoa; Arthropoda; Insecta; Hymenoptera; Braconidae. Gene Ontology annotation, molecular function: protein binding. The transcript is spliced from 4 exons. The record is from RefSeq and is a predicted model, not a curated record. The coding region runs from base 554 to 1645 and encodes 363 amino acids.